This is a messenger RNA of Cynara cardunculus var. scolymus (artichoke), 3219 nucleotides long. RefSeq names its product puromycin-sensitive aminopeptidase-like. Gene Ontology annotation, molecular function: metallopeptidase activity; zinc ion binding. Lineage: Eukaryota; Viridiplantae; Streptophyta; Magnoliopsida; Asterales; Asteraceae. The record is from RefSeq and is a predicted model, not a curated record. Gene Ontology annotation, cellular component: chloroplast. Bases 204 to 3047 code for a protein of 947 amino acids. The transcript is spliced from 29 exons.
CCAUUUUCAAUUUCAUUUUCAUUUAUCUGUUUUUAAUUGAUUAUUCUUGGCCAUGAUUUCAAAUUAACCCUAUCUUGUAUCACAACCCUUAUAAGAAAAACACCCAAAUCGUAACCCUACUCACACUCGAUCGAGUGAUUUAGGGUUUUUAAAAGGGGGUAAUCGUUUUCAUCUGGGUGGGUAUAUUGGAAUCUGAUUAGUUGAUGAUGGCUCGAUUGAUUGUUCCAUGCAAAGGUUCGAGCUUGCCGAGGACUUGUCUCUUGGGUUUGAUUUCAUCUGCUCAUCUUCAAGCUACUUCCCGUCUUCCAUCUGCAAAAUUUGCAAAUACCAUCUCUAAAUACCGGCAUUAUCAUAAUUCAGAGAUUACACAUAGGAGCUGCCGAUUUCCAUACCAUUCKUUGUCGAGAACAAAUCAAACCAGUAGAACACUCGUUCGUUCCGUGGCAACAGAUUCUUUGCCAAAGUCGGUUGAAGAAUCGAAUAUGGAUGCUCCUAAAGAGAUCUUCCUAAAAGAUUACGAAUUACCAGAUUACUACUUCGAUACGGUGGAUCUGAGUUUUUCGUUGGGCGAGGAAAAAACAAUCGUGUCAGCAAAAAUCAGCGUCGCUCCUAGAGUUGAUGGUGCCGGGUCUCCAUUGGUUUUGAAUGGGACUGAUCUCAAGUUGGUUUCGGUUAAAGUUAAUGGCAACGAGCUGAAGAUGGGAGAUUUUCAUGUGGAUUCACGACAUCUUAUUCUCACAUCGCCUCCAAGUGGGAAUUUUGUCUUGGAAACUCUCACCGAGAUUUUACCACAGAAGAACACAUCAUUGGAGGGUCUUUACAAGUCUUCGGGUAAUUUCUGUACACAAUGUGAAGCAGAAGGUUUCCGGAAGAUAACAUUUUAUCAGGAUCGUCCUGAUAUUAUGGCGAAAUAUACUUGUCGUAUUGAGGCCGACAAGUCAUUGUACCCGGUGUUGUUGUCUAAUGGAAACCUCAUCGAGCAAGGAGACCUAGAGGGCGGCAAGCAUUUUGCUCUUUGGGAAGAUCCGUUCAAGAAGCCAUGCUAUCUUUUCGCUUUAGUUGCUGGACAGUUAGAGAGCCGAGACGACACUUUCAUAACGUGUUCGGGUCGUAAAGUUGCCCUGAGAAUAUGGACCCCGGCACAAGAUCUUCCCAAGACGGAACACGCCAUGUAUUCUCUCAAAGCCGCCAUGAAAUGGGAUGAAGAAGUUUUUGGUCGUGAAUACGAUCUUGAUCUCUUCAACAUUGUGGCCGUUCCAGAUUUCACUGAUUGGUUCCAAUUGAGUUUGAAGGAAGGUCUUACCGUCUUCCGUGAUCAAGAAUUUUCAUCCGACCUGGGCAGCCGUACAGUAAAGCGGAUCAGUGAUGUUUCGAAGCUUCGUAUCUACCAAUUUUCACAGGAUGCGGGUCCCAUGGCUCACCCCGUUAGGCCUCACUCAUACAUUAAGAUGGACAACUUCUAUACGGGYAAGUUUCUUAUACGAAUAGCGGGGAUGGCUGAUUGUGGUUUUUCGAUUUUACGUUCACAGGUGUACGMRAAGGGGGCRGAAGUUGUUCGUAUGUACAAAACUCUAUUGGGAAGUGAAGGAUUCCGAAAAGGAACGGAUUUGUACUUCGAGAGGCACGACGGGCAAGCUGUAACUUGUGAAGAUUUCUUUGCCGCUAUGCGAGAUGCUAAUGAUGCGGAUUUUGCUAAUUUCUUAUUAUGGUAUUCGCAAGCUGGAACUCCUGUCGUGAAGGUUACUUCUUCUUACGAUGCUCAAGCUCAUACCUUUUCUUUGAAGUUUAGCCAAACUGUGCCUUCUACACCAGGGCAGCCCACGAAAGAGCCGAUGUUCAUUCCUGUGUCGGUGGGACUUCUCGACUCAUGCGGCAAGGAUUUGCCGCUAUCAUCUAUCUAUCAUGACGGGAAAUUAGAGUCCGUCACAUGCAAGGGUCAGCCCGUCUACACUACGGUUCUAAGAGUUACAAAGGGUGAAGAAGAAUUUGUAUUCUCCGAUGUGCCGGAGAAGCCUGUUCCGUCUCUGUUGCGGGGUUAUAGCGCUCCUAUUCGCCUAAACUCUGAUCUCACAGAGAAGGAUCUCUUUUUCCUUCUUGCUCAUGAUUCAGAUGGAUUUAAUCGUUGGGAAGCUGGACAAAUAUUGGCAAGGAAAUUGAUGCUCAGCCAAGUUGCUAAUUUCCAAAAAGAUGAACCGUUGGUUCUCGAUCCACAGUUCGUGCAUGGUAUCAAAUGCAUUCUUCUGGAUUCAAGUUUGGACAAGGAAUUUAUCGCGAAAGCAAUAACUCUCCCCGGUGAAGGUGAGAUCAUGGAUAUGAUGGAAGUAGCGGACCCGGAUGCCGUCCAUGCCGUUCGAUCUUUUAUCAGAAAGCAGCUUGCUUCUGAAUUGAAACAAGAGUUCCUAAACCUGGUGAAAGAAAACCGGAGCUUGGAAAAGUAUGAGUUUAACCAUGCUAAUAUGGCAAGACGGGCUCUGAAGAACACGGCCCUUGGUUAUCUGGGAUCUCUUGAUGAUCAAGAAGUGAUUGAGCUCGUGUUGCAUGAAUACUUAACUGCCACAAAUAUGACGGAUCAGUUCUCGGCUUUGGCAGCCAUUGCCCAGAAACCUGGUCAAGCCCGUGAUGAUGCUUUGGCCGACUUCUAUAAGAAAUGGCAGCACGACUUUCUCGUGGUUAACAAGUGGUUUGCGCUUCAAUCCGCGUCGGAUAUUCCUGGGAAUGUCGAGAAUGUUCGGAAACUUCUAGACCAUCCGGCAUUUGACCUAAGAAAUCCCAACAAGGUGUAUUCUCUGAUCGGAGGAUUUUGUGCCUCGCCAGUUAAUUUCCAUGCGAAUGAUGGUUCGGGAUACAAGUUUUUGGGAGAACUCGUGGUGCAACUCGACAAACUGAACCCUCAGGUGGCAUCUCGGAUGGUUUCAGCCUUUUCUAGGUGGAAGCGUUAUGAUGAAACCCGACAGAAUCUUGCGAAGGCACAGCUGGAGAUUAUCAUGUCGGCUAACGGGUUGUCGGAGAACGUGUUUGAGAUCGCGUCAAAGAGUUUGGCGGUUUAGAAGUGUGGUGAUCUCUUUGGUUUGAAGAAUUAAAGUGGCAAAAAUCAUAUACAAGUGACUUUAGGAUAUUUUUGCCAUUUUAUCGGGUUUUUUCCUCUUUAGCUCAAAUAAAAAUCGCAUGGACCAGAAUCAUAUAAUUGAUUUUGAUUGAAUGAAAGACGAAUAAAAUCAA